UUACAUUGUAAACAAUGCCCAUUAUCUGCAAUAAUCGCUUCUAGAAUACAGUUGUCUAUUACGUCACAAUGGCAGAUGUUGAAUCACAAUUCAAGGCGGCUCUAGAAGUUAUCCAGAAUCUUCCUAAGGAUGGACCCUACAAACCUUCGCCCAACAUGAUGUUAUUGUUUUACUCGUACUACAAACAAGCUACUGAAGGCCCGUGUACAAAACCCAAGCCUUGGUCGUUUGAUGUCGUCAACAAGGCGAAGUGGGAUUCAUGGAACAAGUUGGGGAAGAUGGGACGGGAGGUCGCAAUGAAGAAUUAUGUGGAUGAAUUGACUAAGGCAAUGUCGAACUUCCCAAAACUUGAUGAAAAACAAAUUAUUGAGGUCCUGCCAGCGACGGACGCAGCAUCGGACUUUUUACAAACUUUGGGAAAUUUCUAUGAAGUGGUCGACGUUAGAACCGCUGAAGCGGAAAAAGUGAAAUCCCUGAUGAAACAAAGAGCAAAGGAAGAAUUACCCAAUGGAAAUCAUUUAUCAAAUGGAGACAAUGAUCAUUGUUACAUCACAACCAACUCAAUAAAGAACAAACAGGUAACCAGCGACAGCGAGGAUGAAUUUUGUGACACGUCACCCGAUGUACAAGAUACGCUGAGUCAUAAUUCAAGCUCGUCGGAACCGUCCACGCUGAGUCAUGAAAGUUAUGCAAAUCAACAAUUUCAAGACGUCAACAUUCUUAAGUCGAGCAAACAAACCCCCAUAACCCACGGGGGUGAAAGUGGGACCCAUGGGUUAGGGGAGGGGAAACCCCUACAACAUAUCAAGGAAUCUGUACCACCCCACAGCAACCACGGGUCACCCCCCUUCGAGCCCCCUACAGGACAGGGGGUUCCCCCAAGUGGAUCUGGUGGGGGUGGGGGGUCGUACAACGGCGACAGCGACAAUCGUAUACAAGAGAGAAUAGCGAGCGUGUUGUUGCAACUUCAACGUGACAUGAACAGCGUGCUUACAAGGUUGACGACGCUGGAAACGAUAACGGUCGCUCGGCAGGACACGCAUCACUGCAACCAUUGUUGUAUCCAUGGCAACAAUCCGCAGCUCUCCAACCCCUCCUGGUGGCCGUUCCCCGGUUUACAUCCGAGAGUUGCGGUAUUUAUCCUUAUAUGGCCGUUCCUUGCAAGAAUAAUCGUCGCUUCAAUUCGGAGAAAAUUCCAACGUCGAUAACUUUGUGAUUCAUAACCAUCAUUGUGAUGUCAUAAUCGUGCAAUUUAUUUUCCUGCAUCACGGUAACCGUUGGCGACUCGUCGCAAAAUUUCAAAACUUUGUUUAAAAUCGUCGCACUCCAUUCCGUAACGUGAAUACCAGUGAAGAUAAGCCCCGCUGUCGUACAUUAACCUCGAUUUGUCGACAAUUCCCUCAAUGUAACGACCACUAGAGGUCAGGUUGGCGCACACCGAGAUACUUUUCCUGAAUAUUUAAAUUAUUUGUCGUUAAUUUUAAUUUUAUAUGAUUUCUAUGCUCAACUACCUGCAUAGGCGUAACGUUGGGGGAUGGCAAAUCGUUUUAAUAAGAGCACCCCCAUAUAUUUUGCAAAAUUGAAAAACUCCGGACUUUUACAACAAACAUUAUAUAUUCGAAACUUAAUAAAGUGUUGUGCAUGUAGUGUUUAUUUUAUAACAUUUCCAUGCUAGGAAAACCACGGUGACAUGUUGGAUGUAUUAUGCUUAUUGUUAUGGUUUAUAAUUUUUAUGUGUUAUAUUAUUUCUAUGCUACUACCUGUGAUUUCUAUGGUCCAUCCAAACGUCGAUUGGAAAUGGAUUCCACUUCACGCAGUUAUAAGAUUUCUAUAAAUGUUGUUUAUGUAAUUGUUGCAAUUCGUCAUAAAAUAAAAUAUGAAAAAUGA
This is a messenger RNA of Ciona intestinalis (vase tunicate), 1887 nucleotides long. The record is from RefSeq and is a predicted model, not a curated record. NCBI's taxonomy places the organism in Eukaryota, Metazoa, Chordata, Ascidiacea, Phlebobranchia, Cionidae.